Anopheles moucheti is the source of this 964-nucleotide messenger RNA. Its product is annotated as succinate dehydrogenase cytochrome b560 subunit, mitochondrial-like. The transcript has 2 exons. Gene Ontology annotation, molecular function: succinate dehydrogenase activity; electron transfer activity. Lineage: Eukaryota; Metazoa; Arthropoda; Insecta; Diptera; Culicidae. The record is from RefSeq and is a predicted model, not a curated record. Gene Ontology annotation, cellular component: membrane. Bases 116 to 640 code for a protein of 174 amino acids. Gene Ontology annotation, biological process: tricarboxylic acid cycle; mitochondrial electron transport, succinate to ubiquinone.
GUUUUUCUGUUUAGCAAAACACACAACACUACUUCUUUUCCCCCGAACGGCCUUGCGUUCAGUGACGAGUAUUCUUUCGAAAUUUCCUUAAAAACAAUCCGACCACAGCACCAUAAUGGCCGCUUCUCUGCUGCUGAGGAACGCUUGCCGUCGUUCGUUGCUGCAGGGUUACGGAAGUAAUGUCACCCUUCCCUUGGUAGCAGCACGUUCGAUCGUCCUGAAGCCGGCACAAUCGGACGUCCGUCCUGGAGAGUCGCACGACGACCGGAAUGCACGUCUGAAGCGACCCCAGUCACCUCAUCUGACCAUCUACAGCUUCCAGCUGACCAGCAUGCUUUCGAUCACGCACCGUUUCACCGGACUGGCCCUGACCGGAUACAUUACUGCACUUGGGCUCGGUGCGCUGGCCAUGCCACACGAUGCCACACACUACCUGACGAUGCUGGAAGGACUGAGCGCUCCGACGUUGAUUGCGCUCAAGUUCACGCUGGCUUACCCGUUCGCGUACCACACGGUGAACGGUGUGCGCCAUCUGUUCUGGGAUUUGGGCAAGUUCCUAACCAUCAAGGAGGUGUACACUACCGGUUACACGAUGCUGGGUGUUUCCGGUGUGCUGGCCGGUGUGUUAACUGCGCUGUAGGAGACGAAAUGCAUAUCCUUUUCUAAUAGCGUGCAUGUAAAAUAACAUGAAUGUUGCAAGGUAACGCGAAAUGGUGGCACACUUCCGAAAAAAAACUAUCUAAUUUAUUGAAACCCCUUUGCAUAGUAGUGGAGGCAAAAUUGUCGAUACAAUAAAAACCAAAUUGCUCCAAACCAAACGCUUUUGAACGGUUUCGUUAAACCCAUCACCACACUGCACACAUUACUUUACGUUUAGCAAAUCAUCUUUAUUAUCAAUUGUAUAUUUUCAAUACGCAGCAUAGAUAAAUUCUAACACUAAAUUCGUUCAGUUAUAAACCGAAUA